UUUUUUUUUUCCAACCAAAAUCCGUUCUGAAGAUGGCAGAAACUCGUAGGCUUGCUCGUUCCUAUGCACUUCCGUCAAAGCUCAUUAUUCAGCCCUUAACUCUAGCGUCGUUGAGACUCUCGCGAUCGUUAUGAAUUAAUUAAAAUCGAUUCGUCAAUUCUCGUUCCUUUUGUUUUUCAAUGAUGAAAUAAAUUAGUUCAGUGAAUCAUCGCGGCCAGCUAGAAAAUGUCAAAGUUUUGAGGAAUAAGUGAUCGCAGUCGGUGAGGAAGAUGAACGAAGUGAACACGCGUAUGGUGGAUGACACGAAUUGUUCCAAACAGUUAAAGUUCGGCGUGGAACGUAUAUUGUCGGAUGAAUUCAGCACGAAGAGAACAGAUAUACUCAGGCCACUUCCGGUCCAGUUCUCGACGCUGCGGUGCCCUUGUCCCGGUGCUUGCGUCAGGUGCGAAGCCCUUCGACUCUGCCCUACGUUCUCCUACGCUCAAACGGCGAUCAAUGGAAAUUACGGAACCGGGAAUCAUGGAAGUGGGAUCGUUGAAAAUUAUCCGAACAUUUAUCGGCCUGCACCGCUUCGGCCUGUUCCACGAGUUUCAAUCUCCUCCGCAUCAACGCCCACCAGUCAAUCAGAAUCCAAUACCAGGAGAAAGAGAUCCUGGUCGAGGGCUGUGUUCAGUUCUUUGCAACGAAAAGGAUUGGAGAGGAGAUUUUCGUUGCAAAAGUAUAUCACAAAACCGGAUAGGAGGCAGUUAGCCGCUACUUUAGGUCUAACAGACGCGCAGGUGAAGGUUUGGUUUCAAAAUCGACGAAUGAAAUGGCGGCACACGAAAGAAAGCGAGAGCUCUUCCCUAACGAAUCCGGAUUCGCAAAAAGAAUCGCCUAGGAAAUUGAUAAAGGAGAGCGCGAAGAACCCGAGCACGGAAAAGACUGUUUCAGACGACGAAGACGUCGAGAUCGAAGUUGACGUUUGAAUUAUAAACAAUGUAGAUUAAUUACCCCUAGCUUUAAGUAA
Osmia bicornis bicornis is the source of this 1009-nucleotide messenger RNA. Its product is annotated as H2.0-like homeobox protein. Gene Ontology annotation, biological process: regulation of DNA-templated transcription. The transcript is spliced from 4 exons. Bases 270 to 968 code for a protein of 232 amino acids. The record is from RefSeq and is a predicted model, not a curated record. NCBI's taxonomy places the organism in Eukaryota, Metazoa, Arthropoda, Insecta, Hymenoptera, Megachilidae. Gene Ontology annotation, molecular function: DNA-binding transcription factor activity, RNA polymerase II-specific; sequence-specific DNA binding.